AUGAAUGAGCUGAGUGACAGUGGAUUCCUUUUUGGGCCAUUAUUGACAGCGUUCCGAAGUGCCGCGUUCCCACGCUUAACUGACCCUUUCAGUGGUUGUUACAGUGAGAGUGAUACAGAAGAGCUCAAGACAGACGACGAGUUGCCUGGUAGGAAGCGCCUGCGCCUACCAACAACGUCGUCUUUCUCAUCCUCUGCGGACACAUCCUUCCGAGCCGAGGCUUCCUCUCAACACAACCUACCGGAUAUUGAUGACCUUUUCAACGAUCUGAUAAACCAACCUGAAGCUUAUGUGGACAAAACUGCCUGCAUCGCUCAACUACCCGCUAAAUACUUUGCCCUGUUGGUUCGUCCGCCACGCUUCGGGAAGAGCACCUUCCUCUCGACUUUGGCAGAGUACUACGAUGCUCGCAGUGUUCUCAGAGACGAUGACUGGUCCCACCUUGACGUCUACAAGGCCUCGACGAACACAUUCGCGACUCGUGACCGACAUUUGUGUCUGCUUUUCUGCUUCCCAACCACCAUUAUGCGAGGGCAACCAAGCGACAUCGAGUGGGACAUUCGGUCUCACGUCUCCGGACAAUUGUACUCGUUUGUCUACAAAUAUACUGCAGAACUUGGCUUGUCGGGCGUCUCAGAUAUUCUCGAGGUCCCGGCGUUGCAUGGACAGCCUAAUAUAUUGGCAAUGUUUGCUAAGUUUUGGGAUAUCGUAAAAAAGAGUAGCUACGAUAUUUUUGUUGGCGUCGACGAUUACGAUGCUGCGAUCUCUGCCCAUGAGUUUCUUCUGUCCGAGGAUGGCGAAUAUGAUGGCCGCCUGGGGCUCAGAGACACAAUCGAAGAGCUGUUAGACACUCUUUUCUGGUGUCCUCUGUUGGAUGGGAUCGAUGUUAUUGCAAAGCUUCUCGUGACGGGGACUCUUACACCCCAAACGUUGAAUCCGCAACUGUCAAAGUCCAUGUCCGCAUUUGCCCUGAUGGAGCUGCCGGAGCUCGCUCUUUCCUGUGGCUUCAAUGACGACGAAGCCCACAACUUCAGCGGUGCAUUUCUACCACACUGUCCAUCGGCCACCGACUUUCGAGACCUCGCAGGUCAAUAUUACUUUCCUCCUCAUUGCACAUCAACGCCCUUACUUCACCCGCAACAAAUCAUCCUACAUAUCGCUCGCUUGGCCAACAAGGUGCUAUCGCCUCGCCUCACCACUCCCUUCCACACUCUUUCUGUGAUGCUUGAAUCUUUACAAGAGGAUGCCGAUGAUGAAAGAGUGACGAUCAAUACGCUCAUUGACUUGCUUACGCAAGGCACACUUGAACACACAGGAUAUCGACCCCUACAUGGUUGGGCCUUCACAGUUGAAGCGCUACGAGACCUGGGUCUUCUGUCAUAUGAUCCAGAACGGCAGCUCCGGGUGGCAAGCAAAAAUCUUUUGAGAAAGAUACAUUCGACAGUCUAUCCUGUGGCGAGAGCCUACUUCGAUCUCCCGUCGGAACUCGCUCCUGCUCUGUGUUUGGAUGGCGGGUUUCAGCGCUUGCUCGUUUUAGCGACGAAGGUUUUGGCCAAUCGGACACGUAGAAGCUUGUCGCGGCGAUCUAAUAUGGAACCCACCAUGCAUGGCGUCUUCGAACUUCUCUUCCGCAGUCCCAUCUCUGCUUGGGAGGACGUCUACGACUCUUUUAUACUGGUGCCUGCGCAACAACUGCCUUAUAUCGACGAAAAGCCCAGUCCUGACGUAGAGCCGCGUCGAUGGGGGCUGAGAACUUUGACGCUUCGAGGGCUGUGGAGGGCUUUAAACCCGAACGACGGCGACCCGACCUUUGAAGCCCUUACAGCCCUACACGAAGAGCUGGAGACAAUGGAGGAACCCAAAAUUCGCGAGAUGCCGUUUUCCGAUAGCGAGGGUAUUGUUUCGCGGGUGGAAGACUACCUUGUACCAGAGCAAGGAGUCAACAUGAUGGUUGCCGUAGGUGGCACCCGCGUCCUCAUGCCGCUCGCUUCUUCGUUGGAUAAUCUUAGCUCAGCUAAGCAAGUAGAUUAA
Molecule: messenger RNA, 2031 nt
Organism: Mycena indigotica
Lineage: Eukaryota; Fungi; Basidiomycota; Agaricomycetes; Agaricales; Mycenaceae
Exons: 5
Coding region: 1-2031 (676 amino acids)
Source: RefSeq, a predicted model, not a curated record